Molecule: messenger RNA, 897 nt
Organism: Haemonchus placei
Lineage: Eukaryota; Metazoa; Nematoda; Chromadorea; Rhabditida; Trichostrongylidae
Source: the annotation of a GenBank genome assembly
AUACCUCCCAAAAGAACAAAUGUUGUUCAUAAAGUUAAAAUCUACAGUUUAGAGUUGAAGCGUUUGGGAGUACCAACAAUGAUCUCUGGUGGCAUUCAUCAGCACGGCAAUGAGAAGCUUCGAUUUCUCGUUCUGCCGAAGUACGCAACGUCAUUAGAGGCGAUCCGGGAAAAAAGAAAAACAUUCACACAAAGUGAGGUGUGGAUGAUUGCGCGCUGUAUGAUGGAGAGCCUCGAGUACAUCCAUUCGAAGAACUACACUCAUGCUGACAUAAAAGCUGCAAAUAUACUGCUAGAGAAAGCGGACGAUUUCUCAACAAGUGUGCUUGCUGACUAUGGCCUAGCUCGCAUGUCAAGUAGCAACGAAGACAAGCCCGACAAAAAGAGAGCUCACAAUGGUACCGCCAUUUUUACCUCAUGUGAUGCGCACAGAGGUUGCCAUCCGUCGUAUCGGGGUGACCUAGAAAUACUCGCAUACAAUAUGGUGUACUGGUUGACCGGUUCUUUACCGUGGGAGGCAUAUGAAUCAAGUGCUGAUAAAGUAUAUCAGAUGAAGGAAGCUUUCCUGAAAGGGUUACCCUCGAGUCUGGAUAAGCUUUUGAAGGUUGGGCCUCUGAAUAAAGAAAUUUCGUACAUACAUUUUCCUUCUUAUGAAAUCACUGCCUUUUGUGAGCAAGUGGGCUGUGUUGGCAUACUUAGGCCUAUCACCUCCUCAAUAAAAUCUGUUUUGAUAUUGAUAAAAUACUCUAAUCUUACGACUGUAAUGUUUUCAGGAGCUGCAGCGCGAGUCUCAUCAGACGUCAAACGAAGUCCAAGUAAACUGCGUAAAAUACCGGGAAUGCAAAAUUUUGCCAAAGGUCGACGAUCCAUAGUAAUCGAUCAGGUAUUUUUUAAAUGA